Neoarius graeffei (lesser salmon catfish) is the source of this 4335-nucleotide messenger RNA. It is a transcript of the gene adgb, whose product is annotated as androglobin. The transcript is spliced from 33 exons. Gene Ontology annotation, molecular function: calcium-dependent cysteine-type endopeptidase activity; protein binding. The record is from RefSeq and is a predicted model, not a curated record. Gene Ontology annotation, biological process: proteolysis. Bases 1 to 4113 code for a protein of 1370 amino acids. Lineage: Eukaryota; Metazoa; Chordata; Actinopteri; Siluriformes; Ariidae.
AUGUCGAAGGCAAGACUAAAGAAAAGAGACUCUUCAUCCAGCCGAUCCCCUUCAUCUAAAGGACGGUCACCUACUAAAGAGGCCUCCUCACUUGUCUCUGGGGUUUCUGGAAGUUCCUUGAGUGAGCUUUGGAAGAGUUCAGUCUCCAUGUGUCCCGAAUGGGACGACAGCGAAGUCAGUGCAGAGAAAUGGGAUGCAGCCAAACGAGGAAAAGAUAGCAAGUCUAAGAAGACCCCUCUCAGUCAAUUGUUUGAGGAUCCAGAAGGGAAAGUAAAGAUCCCAGCAUCUCUGACUGUUCACACCUGGAAACGGCCCAUGGAGCACAUUGUUAACAAGACUCCAGUUGUUGUCGAAAAUGAAUCAACAUUUGAUCUCACUUCAGCCAAUGAGCAUUUGCUGUCCAGUGAACUCAUGCGCUGGAUCAUCAGUGAGAUCUACAUUGUGUGGCAAGUGUGCAACAGACAGGCAGGUGAGGACAACUCCCUCUCUGAGGAUGCCUUCACCUCAAGCCCCUGGAGACCCUGGGAACACAUCUAUUCCCUGUGUAAAGCAGUGAAGGGGCAUGUGCCUCUUUACAACGUCUAUGGGAAAUAUGUGGUCCGGCUCUACUGGAUGGGCUGCUGGAGGAAGAUCACUAUUGAUGAUUCGUUGCCAUUUGAUGAAAAUAACAACCUGCUGCUUCCAGCUACCACCAAUCAGUCAGAGCUCUGGCCUAUGCUGUUGGCUAAGGCUAUACUUAAGUUGGCCAGUACAGAAGUGGUGCAAAAUACCAGCAGAGAACUAGAAGAGUUCAGCAUCAUACGCUGUCUGACCGGCUGGAUCCCAGAGGUUCUGCUCCUUAAUCCCAGAUUGAAAUAUGUAGAAGAAACAUGGGAAUACCUGAACAACACCAUUCCCAAGUUUCAGCUGACAGAUGAGAGCUCAGAGGAGAGACCUCCAUCAGUCAACUUCACUGCCACCAGGGACUCACCGAGUGAGUCACUUUCCCCAAACAAAGGAAAACAAAAAGGCAGUGGACCUCCUUCUGCUCCUCAGAUAGUGGUGUGUGCCAGUUUCCAGUCAUUGAACCUGCAGGAGAAGAAGACCUCCAUGCUGGGCCAGAUGGCAGAUACAUCACAGACACUGCGACAGUACGGGCUCUGUCAGCUCAGCAGCCACUCUGUACUGCUGACGUGUACCAGGGACUGCCCCCUGGUGGCUGUUCCAGAACCACCCCCUGCGCCUCAUUCGAAACACAUCCGGACCCCCAAGGAUAUCAAUAUUACAGAUGAACCAAAAAAGGUCCCAGUUGAGAGGCCUGAGCGGUACAUAGGUAUAGCCAGUCCUUUCAUCAACUUCAAGCUUGCACCUCUUAAAAUUGAUUCAAAGACGGUUUCAAAACCAGUUGGCCAAAGACGACACAUGCGUACCUCUGAUCAUCCUUCGUUCUUGGAGUCAGAAGAGAAUAAGAGUCCCGACCUCACUCAGCACAAUGCCACAGAUACUGAGGUACCAGCAGAAAAUAAGAUGAAGGAUGAAAGCCUUGCUAAUGAUGCUGAUUUGGUUCCUGAGAAGGAAACCUCACCUUUCCAGGGAAUGUAUUUGCAGGAGAAGGCUAUGCUUCAAGAAACAUGGGUCAACAUGCAAGACUUCACCAAAUGCUUCCAGACAUUGAUGGUUUUUCACAAAGAAAACAGCUACCAUUACCAGUUUCAGAAGUCACAGUUUAAGGCAGAAAAAGAGACGGGCCAUUACUUCUUAUCUGUAGAUAACCUGCUUCCUAGCAAGAUUCUCAUCUGUUUCUCCGCACUGCAACACUGGAAAGAUACCAAUCAUGAGCAAAAGGAUUGUGUGUCCAGGCCUGGUCAUCUGUGUGUUGAACCUUUUUCCUGGAAGAGCGUCCAGGCUCAGUAUCCCCUGCUGGCCAUCAACACUACAUCUUGCAAAGCAGCUGUUCUUUCCCUGCCACCAGGGCGUCAUGUUCUUCAUAUCCACACAUGGGUGCAGUUUAGUAUCCACAUGCAGCUCUACAGUGAGACAGCUUUCAUAUUUGGAGAAGAGGAGGAAGUGAUGCCACACCUAGAAAAGGAGAGUUUGAGGUUCUGUGAGCAGGCUCUGUUGAUCCUCAGAGCACUGGGUGGAAUGAUUAGAUCCUUCUCAAACCCAGACGAACUCCCAUCAGCAAGCAGGACACUGGAAGAAGCAGUCUGCCCUCUGUCACUUAGCAAAAUAACAAAAAUGGAGCACUGGAGGGUCUUCAGUCAUGCGGUAUAUCACAUGUUUUGCUGUGUGCUGGGAAGAAAGCUGACAUCUGAGGAACUGUUUGCGGUGCAGACCCUGACUAGAGACCCCACACUUCACUCCAGCAGCACAGAGAACAUAACAGAUGGUGUUCCAGAGGGAUGGAGUGGUAGGCAGGCCACUGAACAAGAAAACCAGGCAGCAACAAUUUUGCAGGCGGGCUGGAAGGGCUACCUGGUGAGAGAAAUUCUGAAUGCUGCAAAACCAGGCUCUGAGGAGAAUCAGAAAGUUGCCAAGACUCUGUUGGAGAUGUGGACUUCAGUGGAAUCGGACUUGGAGAAGCAUGCUGUGUCUUUAUUGAGGUGUAUGAUCAUGAACAAUGAGCAGCUAGUGGAUCUGUACCCAUGUGGUGGGGAUGAGUGGACGAAAAUUACCUUCACCGAUUACUCUGUCCCUGUCCAUGAGUCAACCAGUUCCUGGGUCCUGCUUUUUAGGGAGGUGUUCCAUGUUCCAAAAGCCAUAUUACUUGUGCCUAAGAUCUACUCUCCAUUUCCAUGUUACCUUGAUGUCAUCAACAAUGACACUAAGGAGGAAAUACCUAAAUUCUUCAAUAGUGUAUUGCCAUUUACAUACACACCAAAUAAGGCUGGCUACACUUUUGUGGCGUACACCAGCAAAAUGUCUGUAGUAGGAGAAUCAUGGCGAUUGCGUCUGAUCAGUUCCCGAGAGCAACUGGCCCAGCUGGCAAAAGAAAAACCAGUCAGCAACUUCUUAGUGAAGGAGUUCAAAGAUUACUACCUACCUAACAAGAAGAACAUUAUCUGCAGGCAUACGGUGAAAGUCUCAUGUGAUCAGGUUGCCACAGUGCAAUUCCAGACUUCAGAAGAGGAUGUCUAUAUUAAACUCAGCAUCCUGGACCAUGAGAGAGAGGUGGACAGCAAGACAGGCCAAGGACACGUUGUUAUCCCUAUGUGCUACUUUUCGGCCAGUGACGGUUCCUGCGGCAGUGCUGUGGAGAAAGCGGGGGUGAGUCAGUCUCAGGACGGCCCUGGCGGGGGUCAUGAGGAAGGCAGAGGAGCCUCUGAGUGCCAGCCUGCCCAAAUGCAUCAUAAAUACAUUCUUCAAGCAGAGGUGCUUUACAACAGCUGGCCUUUGGAAGACUCACUGUCAGACUUCAUCCAAACUCUAAGAGAUAAGGAGAACAAUGAGAUGAGAGUGUUCAGACAUCUGAUCGAAGAAACGCCUGCAAAUGUGGCCCAGCCCAGCAACGAGGCACAGAAACCAUCCACGUCCAAAGCUACCAAGACCAAAGAGAAGGAAAAAGACAAACUCACAUCCGAGAGUGUAGAUGAGAGCAAGCCCCACUGGAUGCUGUGUGUGGCCAGUGAGCAGUUGGAGGCAGAACAAAUUGAAGUAAAAAAGGACACAGAGAGACUGGAGCAAAUUAAGGCAAUGAAACUGGCCUGGGAAGCUGCAGAGCCUGGCAGAGCAGCUAAGGCUUUUCACACCCGACAGCAGUACCUGACAAAACUGAAGACACUCGGAGAAGACUACACACUUGACCUCACACCUUUCAUCAGGAAGACCAUUGGGCCAGAGCGCCUAAAGGAUGCAGUGAUGGAGGAGGAACAGCAGAGGGAGCGAUUGGAGAAGAUCCAGAGCUUUCGGCUGUACAGAGAGACCGUGCAAGAUCACCGUAGGCAGGAGCAAGAGCAGACUAAACAACUGAUAAAGGAACAACGAGAGCUGUUUGAAAAAAUUCAGGAGGAGAAAGCUGAGCUCUUCCGGAAGUUUGAUCAGACUCGAGAGCUUAUAAAGGUCUGGAAGCUGAAGGAAAAGUCUCAAAGGAGACGACACGAGUCUCAGAAGAAAGAAGGAGUUUCUAUUGAUUGAACUUUUAAAGUAGAUACAAAACACUGAUAAGAGCACAAUACAUAGUACAUACAUAUAACACACACACCAAUCAGUCAUAAAACUGAAAACACUGACAGGUGAAGUGAAUUACAUUGAUUAUCUCAUUACAAUGCCACCUCGCCUGGCUCAUUGCUUCAUUGCGCUUGGCUGGCUGAAGAAUUUCAAGAAUUUGCUGAUCGCAAAUACUUGUGCAUUGCACAA